Molecule: messenger RNA, 2645 nt
Organism: Pogoniulus pusillus (Red-fronted tinkerbird)
Lineage: Eukaryota; Metazoa; Chordata; Aves; Piciformes; Lybiidae
Product: G-protein coupled receptor 83-like
Exons: 5
Coding region: 749-1984 (411 amino acids)
Biological process (GO): neuropeptide signaling pathway
Cellular component (GO): plasma membrane
Molecular function (GO): neuropeptide Y receptor activity
Source: RefSeq, a predicted model, not a curated record
GGGGGUCGGUACCGGGAGGCGGAGUAGUCGCUGCCGCCCCGUGGGACCGGAGCGGAGCAUGCGGAAGGACCAUUUUCUGGCUGGACCUGAAGUGCUGGAAGCAGAAUUCAACUGUUGUUUGGAGCAGAAAAUGCAAGACAGGCUGAAGUCAACUUCUGAUGUGAUUUUCAGGUUCUGAAUCACUUUGGGACGACUGCUGGGGUUAGAUGCAGACAAAAGCUACCCCUGCUCUCAGAAAUGUCCCCCCAAAUGACUUUCCCUUCACAUUCCAGCAGGAAAGAACCGGGUGGUUUGAACUAGAGGAUGAAAGCACUGCCAGCACAGCCUUCUGCCAAACUUGGGGGAAAGAUGGACUCAGGUGAGAACAAAGAAGAAAAAGCUGAUGUGGGAUUAAAACAACUUCAAAGCCCACCCACGUUUUUCCUGGGUUUGGUAGUUGUAAUAACUAGUUCUUCUUUCCAGCCCACCUCUGGAGCUAUUGCCCUUCUGGAUAUAUGAAGGGGUUGAGAGUGUGCAAUCCCAAGCCAGCUCCUUUCCAACGUGCCCAAUGGAACUGCUGCCCAGUGCCUCCACUGUCCCUGGGAAACCCAUCACACCUUAAAGCCUCCCUUCUAGCUUUCCAUUCUAAGGUGGUGUUUGUAACAGCAGCUAAAUCUUCUAGAGAGCCAAGCAGCUGAGGCUGCUGGAUAACUUGCUGUGCUAUGGUCCCAGUGGCCUGGAGCUGAGAGGAGGCUCAGGUUAACUCACUAUGCCUCGCUUGCUGCUUCAGUCAUACAGAUCCCAGAUGACAGAGUUUCCUGAGCAGUCUGACCAUUAUUCUUUGGCCAAACUCAUGUCAAUCUACCAAGCAACCAACAGGACAACCUUCAACUGGACAGACAGCCGCAUUUUUGAGUGGGAGAAGUUUGCUGAGCUGGCUAAAUACGAGCCAGAAUCCCAGAAGCCAGUAGUGAAAGCUCUCCUCAUUGUGGCAUACUCAGUCAUCAUCAUCAUGUCUCUGUUUGGGAACACGCUGGUGUGCCACGUGGUGCUGAAAAACAAGAGGAUGCACUCUGCUACCAGCCUCUUCAUUGUCAACCUGGCUGUGUCUGACAUUAUGAUCACGCUGCUCAACACACCUUUUACCCUGGUGCGGUUUGUGAACAGCACGUGGCUCUUUGGGAAGGCCAUGUGCCACAUCAGCCGCUUCGUGCAGUACUGCUCCCUCCACGUCUCCACGCUCACCCUGACAGCCAUCGCCCUGGACAGGCACCAGGUCAUCCUGAACCCUCUGAAGCAGAGGAUGUCACUAACGAAGGGAGUGCUGAGCAUCUCUGUUAUCUGGCUGAUGGCAACCUGCUUCUCCCUGCCCCAUGCCAUCUAUCAAAAGCUUUUCCAGUAUAACUACAGGGAAGCCACGGUCCGGAGUUUGUGCCUCCCGGAUUUCCCUGAGCCUGCAGAGCUGGUCUGGAAGUAUCUGGACCUGUCUACCUUUCUCCUCCUUUACCUCCUGCCUCUGCUAAUCAUCACCGUCACCUACACGCGCCUGGCCAAGAGGCUGUGGCACCGCAACGCCAUCGGAGACAUCACCACCCAGCAGUAUGUCACCCACCACAAGAACAAGAAGAAGAGCAUCAAGAUGCUGGUGCUGGUGGUUGUGGUCUUUGCUGUCUGCUGGUUCCCUCUCAACUGCUACGUGGUGCUCAUCUCCAGCCUAGGCAUCGAGUCGAAGAACUCCCUCUAUUUCGCCCUGCACUGGUUUGCCAUGAGCAGCACCUGCUACAACCCCUUCAUCUACUGCUGGCUCAACGACAGCUUCCGCUCCGAGCUCAAGUCCCUGCUCUGCGCCUGCCAGAGGGUGCCUCGGGCCCAGGGCAACCUCCUGCCACCCGUGGUUGCAUCCUGCCGUGAGGCCUGGAUGGAGCAGGCCAGGCUCAGGAAGGGACCUGCCUCGCAGACUGCUUGCUCCACCCUAAACCUCCAGACAGCCAACACAGACCUGUGAGCCAAGGGCUGAGGGGACUUAGCUGGCUUUGGUGGGCAGCACAGGGCAGCUCCUCAGGAGCUGACGUUGUUGCUCUGGCUUUUGGCUCGCACCACAGUAGCUCCUGCUUCCCUUGAUGCAGAGCCUCUCAUUCCUGGCCUGGAGCAGGAGGAGUGUGGCCAGCAGGACAAGGGAGGUUAUUCUUACCCUGUACCCAGCACUGGUCAGGCCAUACCUUGAGUGCUGUGUCCAGUUCUGGGCUCCUCAAUUUAAGAGAGAUGUUGAGGUGCUGGAAGGUGUCCAGAGAAGGGCGAUGAAGCUGGUGAGGGGCCUGGAGCACAGCCCUGUGAGGAGAGGCUGAGGGAGCUGGGGGUGUUUGGCUUUGAGAAGAGGAGGCUCAGAGGAGACCCCAUUGGCAUCUACAGCUACCUGAAGGGAGGCUAUAUCCAGGUGGGGUUGGUCUCUUCUGCCAGGCAACCAGCAACAGAAUGGGGGACCCAGUCUCAAGUUGUGCCAGGGCAGGUCUAGGCUGGAUGUUAGGAGGAAGUUCUUGACAAAGACAGUGAUUGGCAUUGGAAUGGGCUGCCCAGGGAGGUGGUGGAGUCGCUGUGCCUGGAGGUGUUCAGGAAAAGCCUGGAUGAGGCACUUAGUGCCAUGGUCUGGUUGAUUGUCUAGGGCUGGG